This is a messenger RNA of Cyanistes caeruleus (blue tit), 5507 nucleotides long. NCBI's taxonomy places the organism in Eukaryota, Metazoa, Chordata, Aves, Passeriformes, Paridae. The record is from RefSeq and is a predicted model, not a curated record.
GUCCGGACAGGCCCCGCUCGGGCCGCACGGCUCCCUAUGACUUAGGUCCUUGUGUCGGGGGGCUCCUGCUGCUGAGUCUGUGCUUCUCCUGCCUUGGAAUGUUCGCUUGGCUGCACUCCCCGGCGCCUCUCGUGUGCAGAACCACGAUUCAGCUUUGCUGUAGUUAUCCAGAGCUGCUCUUGUUUCCUUCUCCAGAAAAAAAAACAACAAAAAAAGCAUAAGUGGAGUAUAACUAAAUGCACCUUUUAGUUGACAACGUUGUCGGUAUCCAAAGCCACUGAUGGUCAUGUCUGAGACCUCUCUGGUGCUUUUUCCUCUGUGCUUUAAUUGAAAAGAUUUGGGUUUAAAGCUUUCCUUUUAUCCCGCUACAAUCAGCAUUUUUGUAUUUUGUUUGUCUAGCAGAUGAUGAUGAUGAAGAAGAUGAUGAAAAUUCUCAUGCUGAAAUGGAAGUGGAAAUAGGAGAAGACAGCAGUGAUGAUGAUGAUGAAGAUGAUAUUGAAAGCCUGCCCCAGGAUCCAGAAACCUGCCUGCAGAUGAACCAUGUGUACCAGGAAGUUAUCAAGGAAAAGAUUGAGGAAGUGGAGCUGCUCAUAGCACAAAACAAAGAAGAGCAGAAGGAAAUCACGUGGGAGCUUGAAGGUACAAAAACAGCCAAGGCAGGAGAUGGCAGAAAUCUACCAGCAAAUGUGUUUUUGGGUCAUUUUAUGAAACCAUACUUUAAGGAUAAAGUAACAGGAGUUGGCCCUCCUUCCAAUGAGGAUGCCAAGGAAAAAGCAGCUCAGGGCAUAAAAUCCUUUGAACAGCUGCAUUCAACCAAGUGGAAAACUGGAGAGAAGAUGCUGCUGCAGAAAUCUGUGGUGAGCGACCGCCUGCAGCGCCUGCUCCAGCCCAAGCUGCUCAAGUUGAGUUAUUGGAAUCAGAAACUGGAGAAAGUCAAGACUGAAACAGAAAAACAGAUCUUGGAAAAGCAAAUCAAAGACUUGGAGCGAGAAAUAGAGGCAAUAAACCAACUCCCAGAAAGUGACUUAAUAGGAAACAGAUUUGAUGAGCAUGACUGGGACAAAAUUUCAAACAUCCAUUUUGAUGGACAACGUAGCUCAGAAGAACUGAAGAAGUUUUGGCAAAAUUGGGAGCAUCCAAGCAUCAACAAAAAGGAAUGGACUGAGGAGGAAAUAGAGAAGCUGAAGCAGAUAGCAGCUAAAUACAACUACGUGGACUGGCAGACCAUUGCCCAGGAGCUGGGGACAAACAGGACACCUUUCCAGUGCUUGCAGAAAUACCAAAUCUACAACAAAGAUUUAAAAAGGAAAGAAUGGACCAAGCAUGAAGAUGAGAUGCUUUUAGAGCUUGUUCAAGAGAUGAGAGUGGGAAGCCAUAUCCCAUACAAGAAAAUUGCUUAUUACAUGGAAGGAAGAGAUUCUGCUCAGCUGAUUUACCGCUGGACGAAGAGUGUGGACCCCAGCUUGAAGAAAGGACCCUGGACACCAGAGGAAGAUGCUAUGCUGAUGGCUGCAGUUAAGAAGUAUGGGGAGAAGGACUGGUACAAAAUCCGGACAGAAGUGCCGGGCAGGAGCGACGCCCAGUGCCGGGGCCGGUAUUUAAAAGCUUUGCACUGGGAUGUAAAGAAAGGCAGGUGGAGUUUGGAGGAAGAGGAGAAGCUGAUUGAACUCGUUCAGAAGCAUGGCCUGGGUCACUGGAGUAAAAUAGCUUCAGAGCUGCCACAUCGGACUGGCUCCCAAUGCCUGAGCAAGUGGAAAAUCAUAAUUGGCUCUAAGAGGAAAAGAUCUAGGGCGACCAAACAAUGCAACAGUGAGGAGAGCUCCAGCCUGUCAGAGAGCAGCGGUGAGGACAUGGAGCUGGACCUGACAGACUGCACAGAGGAGGAGGUGACCAGAACCACCAGGAAGGAGUGUGCAAUCCCCAGCAUUGACCUGUGGAUACCAACAGGGACAGACAUUCAGGAGGUAGCCAGAGAGAGAUACCAAAUCCAAUCCCUCCUCUCUGCUGCCAGGGCUGGCACAGGGAGCAGCUGCGGUGACAUUCCAGGGGCAGGAUGUGAUGAAGACAAAGCUGUUGAUAAAUCAUGUGAGCUGAGCACCCUGCUGAGGGGCAUUGCACAGCCCUAUUCCACAGAUGUGCUGGUGAAGAAUGCAGAAGAAGUGAUAGCCAAGGCUUCCCAGUGUGGAAAAGAAGUGCUGCAGGUUAGCCUGGAGGAUGUGAGAACAAUAUUAAGAAAUAACACGAAAUUCCAGAGGAAACUAAUACUAAAACCUCCUGCCAGCCUUUUAGCCAAGCCCCCUGGAAUGGUUGCAGAUGCUGGCCAGGAUGUCCAGGAGCUGCAGGAGCUGCCAAGGAGAAUUCGGUACAGGUACAAGGAGCACUGGAGGAGGCUGAGCCUGGACAGGAAGCUGCUGAUGGCAGUGACCCCUUGGGUGGGCAAUGUGCUGCUGCCCUGCACCUUGCAGGCUGGGAGGAGAAAAGCUGCUGCUAUUCACAACAAUAAGUCAGUUGGUCUCACCAGCACUCCCCUGUUUGCACUACUCAUUCAGCUCUUCCAGAUUGACACCAAAGGCUGUAUGAAGAUUAUUAAGGAGAGGAGGCUGAGGCAGUUGGAGCUACAUGAGGCUAAUGCAAGGAGCCCUCAGCAGGCUUCCCAAAAUACAGAGACUUCUUCAGGCAACUCAUCCCAAGCUUGUUCUCAGAGGAAUUCCCAACAGGGCAAUCCGAAGGGUGCUGUCAGGAGACAACCUGCUGUGAGACCAAGGGACACUCCCACUGAUGCCUGGGAGAGCUGUGCCCCAGCUGGGCAGGGAGCCCCCCCAGCCCAGUGGCAAAGGCAGAAGCCUAAAACUGUCUCACAAUUGCUGUGGGAGAAGCGUUUAAAGGAGUCCCAGGCCAAGAACAUCAUGCAGAGGACAGUGCUGCUUGCCCCACAGCAGAGGCCAGCCAGCCUACUGCCUGCUCUUGUCACUCCACAGGCUGCUUCUCCCGGGGUUCCCAACAGCAUCCUGCCCUUCAGGUGGGUUGUGACCGCCCAGGCUCUGUUCCCCUGUGAUGUGCAGGCUGUGGUGGGUGUUCCCCAGGUAAUGCCAGCUGCUAAUGGGAGAAAUCAGUUUCAGACGACUGUGAUUUCCAAUGGCAAUGUCUGUGCUUUGGGAGAGACUCCUGUACCAGCUGGAGCAAAUCUGCCUCACCCCAGCAGUGCAGAGACAAAAGGACCAAGUUCCCAGCUGAAAGGAGUUCCUUUGGGAAAGGCAGCUGACCAGGGCACAGUUCUCUUACCUGUGGCCUCAGGGAGUCCUGGAUGCACCACAUCCACUAUUUCUGCUGUAACCCCUGUGCGUUCAGGUGGCUCCUCCAUGGCUCCAGAUUCCUUUGCAGCUCCAGCUGCCAGCCCAGUCCUGUGUGCUGUGGUGCUGCCUCAGACACAGCUCCCUGCCAGCACUCAGGGCUCUGGUUCCCAGCCUGUGCCCAGUCUCACCAGCUUGGGAAGGAGCAGUGACUCCAUCACAACAAACAGGUCAUCCUUCAACCCAGACAGCAUCAGGAAACGGGCUGUGCCCUGUCCAGGAGCUGCAGCUCCUCACAACAAUGUCCCAGGGAGCUCUGGUUGUUCUCGUGCCCAGGCACUGAGGAACAGACCCAUUGCCUCCAAACCACCGAGUGCUGAUGUCCCCCCCCAACCAAGCACUUCAAAUGCAGAGAAGAAUCUCCUUGACUUCAGCCUGAUCUCCCUGGAGGACGAGGGGCUGGUGAAGGAGUGGCUGAGUGGGAAACAAGGUGUUCAGGUGCCAUCACUGCAGACCAGGCUGCCUUAUCUGCCACCUUUCCUCUGCAGUAUAAAAACCCUCUCAAAGCUCCUUGUGCAGAAAGCAGCUCUGGAAGAGCAGGCAGCCUCUCUCCUGCCCUCUGAAGCCAGUGGGGAUGGGAGCACUGGGGAUGUUUUCCACGCUAUUGGAGAACUGGUGCAGCAGAAACUGGGUGAUAACCCUGCUUACCUCCUGCUGAAAGCCAGAUUCCUGGCAGCCUUCACACUCCCAGCUGUCCUGGCAACUCUGCCUCCUCCCAAAGUGACAACAACUCUGUCAGCCGGCGUGAAGCAACAUGAGGAGAGUGAUGACGAGUGGCAGAGUGAGAAAGAAGUGUCUGAGGAAGAGAGUUGUGGGAAAAAAUUACCAGGAGUACGAGAGGACUGGAGACUUAAGGAUGAGCCUGGAGACAAAAAUGCUGAUUUACUAAAUCAGGGCAUGAGGGCUGAGGAGAGCCCUGCUCAGUCUGCCCUGGGCUCCUGCACUGACGAGGAUGAUGCCAGAGCUCCCCAGCUCAGGAGAAGUACCCGCCUCAGGAAGAGGAGGAGGAGGAUAUGAGAAGGAAAUGUGUCAGUAGCUCCUCAGUGGUUUGUACAUCUUGCUGAGAAGCUGAACCACAUUUGUCUGUGGUUCAGCUCAGACAGUGAAUCAUGACCCCAGGAAAGGACUGAAAUGAUCUCUGCUCUUGUUCCCUGAGGACACAGAGUUCUACAGUCACCAUCAAUCACAGCCUAAGGCUGGUAACAUUUUGGGGAGAGGGAAAGUUGAUGUCUCUAUGAUAAAAUUAUGUAUAAACUCAUGAAAUUCCAACAUUUGGCAGCCUUUCAGUUCAUGCCCUGAACCCUACUUAGUAUGCACCUAAUUGGUAGCACUCUACAGGCUUGACAGUGGAGUUUUUCUUUAAUACUUCAUCUUUGAGCAGCUUGGUGGGGUUUGGGGUUUAUUUCCCCUAUUUGGCUUCAUUUCUGUACAGUUCUAACAGCUCACCUUCUGCAGGGUGCAAAUGGGUGAUGUCCUAAUACCUGCUGAGGCUUUUGGUGCACCGGAUGGAAUGAACAUGAAAAGUGUUUGAUUCACAUGGUUGUCAGAUGAGACUGAUUGAGUAUUUUUUUCUUGAAAAUACAUUUCAGGAACUCCAAAAAAUGUCACUUUCCUGUAAAAAUGCUGUGACUGAUAGGAGCUGUUUGUGCUUUGUUACAGGGGUCACUGGAGUGAGCUCUGCCUGCAUGGCAGAAGGAGAUAAUCUUUGCAUUGUUCACUUUUACCACCUCCAAUGCUUACUUGAUGGACCUGGGGAAGAGGAAAAUGCUGGAUUGAUUUUCCCAUCCCUCAACAAAAUCUGCAUCUGUAGGCAAGGUGUAAAAAUGAAGGAAACUGUCUGGAGGGAAAUCUUUCAGGCACAGACUUCUGCUCUUUCAAACUCCCACCUGCCAUAGAUGCUGAGGAGGAAUAUUGCUUGAAAUCCGGGGAAACGAGUAAUGGUGGUUAUUUAUUUCCUUCUUGUGUUAGCCCCUAUUUAUGUGAAUGUUUAUCCCUGUUCAGAAUAUGUUAAUUGGGUGUUUUUUAGUGCUGUGGCAGUGGCUUUGCUUGGUAACUGACUGAAUACUGUGGAAUAAGCAGCACAUUAAUUUUGUAUCAAAAUGACUCUUUAAGUAUUUGUUGAAAUACAGAUGUUUUAUUUUUCUCACUUAAAAAUUA